CAGUCUUAGAAGUCAGUCAGUCAUUAGAUAUUGUAAAAUAAUCCAACAUGUCUCGUCUGGGGAUGCUCGUCUGUUUGAUGGUAUUGGUGGCUUUAGCUGCCAGCGCGGAGAUGCCUCCUAACAUGAAGACCUCGGAGCCGCCCAAGGAUGCACCCCGACACGACCAGCAAGUUCCACCAGCUCGUCCCGAAGGUCAUCCCGACCAAUCCCGAACAGACGGCAGACUAGACCUGCCCAAGGAGUUGCCCAAAACGGACGCUAAGCCAACCCAAGAUGGAAAAAGUUAAAUAAUAAUGUAUCAAGACCUUUUUAUAGACCAAAGCACACCGAUUUCAUUUAUUUUUUGUACUGCAAACAUAUCUAUGUACUAGUUUUACUUUUAUAGAGCAU
Messenger RNA from Spodoptera exigua (beet armyworm), 390 nucleotides. Lineage: Eukaryota; Metazoa; Arthropoda; Insecta; Lepidoptera; Noctuidae. The record is from the annotation of a GenBank genome assembly.